This is a messenger RNA of Paramisgurnus dabryanus, 2379 nucleotides long. RefSeq names its product transcriptional adaptor 2A (gene tada2a). Gene Ontology annotation, biological process: chromatin remodeling; regulation of transcription by RNA polymerase II. NCBI's taxonomy places the organism in Eukaryota, Metazoa, Chordata, Actinopteri, Cypriniformes, Cobitidae. Gene Ontology annotation, molecular function: chromatin binding; zinc ion binding; transcription coactivator activity. Gene Ontology annotation, cellular component: nucleus; SAGA-type complex. The record is from RefSeq and is a predicted model, not a curated record.
UCUUCCUCGUGGGAUUUUCUUUGAACGCUUGAGUGUGUUUACAAACGCAGUGAUGUGUUGAAUUCUCUAGAAAAUGUUUGUUUUCAUCUUUCCUGGUAAAAAUGGAUUUAACAGUCGUUGAAUUUAAUUAAUCAAAAGAGAGCCGUUAAAAUAUUAGCUGAGCUCAUAACUACUGAGAGGAAUAUUUGACAUCUGCUACCAGUUUCAACAAAAAUCAGACGUCAUCUGAAGCAUGGAUCGACUGGCGUCUUUUGGAAAUGAUCCUUUCGAUAAGCCUCCCUGUCGUGGCUGUUCAUCUUAUCUUGUGGAGCCCUACAUAAAGUGUGCUGAAUGUGGACCUUCACAUUUCCUCCUGUGUCUGCAGUGUUUUACCAGAGGAUAUGAAUAUAAAAAGCAUCAGAGUGACCACAAGUAUGAAAUCAUGACAUCAGAUUUUCCAGUAUUAGAGUCUGGCUGGACUGCUCAAGAAGAGAUGGCGCUUUUAGAAGCUGUCAUGGAUUGUGGUUUUGGCAACUGGCAGGACGUGGCCUAUCAGAUGCGUACCAAGACUAAAGAGGAAUGCGAAGGCCACUACAUGAAGAACUUCAUCAACAAUCCUCUCUUCUCCUCCACUUUGCUCAAUCUCAGACAGAUGGAAGAGCAUCGAACAGCAGACACAGCCAUUCCCUUUAAGCCAACGGAUGAUCCUCCAAGACCAACAUUUGACUCUCAGCUAUCCAGAGAUAUGGCUGGAUAUAUGCCAGCUCGAGCAGACUUCAUGGAGGAGUUUGAUAAUUAUGCCGAAUGGGAUUUGAAAGACAUAGAUUUUGUGGAUGAUGACUCUGAUAUUCUACAUUCUCUUAAAGUUGCAGUAGUGGAUAUUUAUCACUCCAGACUGAAGGAGAGGCAAAGAAGGAAAAAGAUCAUUCGGGACCACGGACUGCUCAACCUACGCAAGUUUCAGAUGCUGGAAAGGCGAUAUCCAAAGGAAGUCCAGGACCUUUAUGAUGUCAUGCGACGCUUUGCCAGGGUGGUGGGACCCAUAGAGCACGACAAGUUUAUAGAGAGUCAUGCCUUGGAGUUUGAGCUGAGGAGAGAGAUCCAGAGACUGCAGGAAUACAGGAGAGAGGGAAUUCAGUCCUUCUGCGGUGCAAAGGUAUACGAGCGAGUGAAACGCAUACGGGAGGAUGAGCGCCGAAAGAGAAACAUGCUGUGUGACGUCCUGCAGUACAUUCAUGAUUCCCGUGCAUGCCAGCAGUGGCUGCACAAACAAGCUGCUAUCGACGCUGGAAUCACCCCUAUGGUGACCACCAUCACUACCUCAGGCAGACGAAGUGCACCUCCCCUUAACUUGACAGGGCUGCCUGGCACGGAAAAGCUUAACGAGAGAGAGAAAGAGUUAUGUCAGGUGGUUCGUCUGGUGCCUGGAGCGUAUCUGGAGUACAAACAGGCCCUGCUGAACGAAUGCCGACGACAGGGGGGUCUACGACUGGCACAGGCCCGAUCGCUUAUCAAGAUAGAUGUCAACAAAACACGCAAAAUCUAUGAUUUCCUUAUCAAAGAGGGCUACAUCAAUAAAGCUUAACUUCAGUCGAACUGCUACAAGGACAUGUGAAGGUAGAAAUGUAAAAGAGCAACGGUGGAUGAAUAGAUUACAAGUGUAAUAGUUAUGUGUCAUUCUGUUCUGAGUAAUUCAUACGUAUGUAGAGUUGCACCUGUCUGUUAUUAAACUUGACCGUGUACAAAGACUAAAUCAUUUUGUGUUGAGGAUAAUUGUGAUUUGUGAACGUAAAACAUUAAAACCGUGACAUCAUUAUGUCAUCAAAUUUUUAACCCCCUUUUUAGGACACUGUUAGAGGUUUUGAUGUGCCUCUUAAAUUUGGUCAUUUUUCAGUUGCUUUAAAGGUGGGUGCAUGAUCUCUGAAAGCCAGUGUUGACAUUUGAAAUCACUUAAACAAACACGCCCCUACCCCAAUAGAAUCUGGACCUUCUUUUGAUAGACCCGCCCCACACAUAUGCAACCCAGGCAACGAUGUCGGUUAGUAGACACGCCGCUUAUUGCUGAUUGCCUACAAGUGUGUUUUGCUACUCGGCUUGACUCCCUUUUUAUAAAAAGUCGUGCACCCCGCCUUUAAACAUAUUAGUGGCUAAUAUCACACAUCACUGUAUUCAGCACAAACUGUGCUACAGUUAUAUUUGCGUAACAUGUAUGUACUCUAGAAUUGUUGGAUGAAUAUCGCAAAGCCUUUUUGUGAACAUAUCCCAUUUAUGUUUCACGUCCCCCUUUCCCAAAAGCAAUCACUAUUGCAAAACAAGAAAUAUAUGCCAUAAAUGUAUUUAUCAUAGUAUUAAUUGGAUGUAUUAUUGAUGACUUUAAUAAAAAAAUUGCACUAAUGAGAA